AUGACAUCGCCCUCAUCGGUCGGUACGCGCUUUGAGGAUCAUGAUCCGGACUGGCAGUAUGGCCCUCGCACCAAAAGACGCAAGCGUGCUUCGACAGCCGGCACAUCGAGGCCGUCACCGCGUGAGAUUGGCUUCAUGAGAGAGUCCCAGAACGACGGCUCCGCCAGUUUUCUUGGAAGCUCCAGUGGUAUUCACUUUAUUCGCCAUGUCUACAAUGCAUUUGCCCGUCGCUCGGCAGAUCUCCAGCAGACUAGAGCUCGAGACAAGAGCUCAGUGCCUGGGGAAGAUGAUCGCUUGCAGCGAGGCACUCUAGACACGGAUAUUCUGUGGUCAACAGAUGAGCUGAAUUUUUCGCCAAAUCCAACACACACUUUCGAAGAUCUGGUCAAUUGGACCCGGCACUACUUUGAGAAUUGGCAUCCAGUCUUCCCAUGUCUCCACGCUCCAACAGUGCUCAAAGCCAUGGAAAAACUCAGCCAGCACGGCCCAUCUGCGAUCAGCCGACUAGAUAUGAUCAUCAUUCGCUCGAUCAUAUCGAUAUCCCUCGAAGAUAGCCGACAAAUGGAAAAUUCGGCAUCGAAAAUGGGACCAGUGCCUGCGUCAUUGGUCUUCUCAACUGUACAACAUGUGAUGCAGGAUAUUCAAAGUAUUUUUGCAGAGCCUACAACUCUUCCCUUGCUUCAGUCUGCAUUCUUGGCUCAACUUGCACUCACCUCGUUACUACGACUGAAUGCCGCCUCUCGAGUCGGUGGAGUCAUCACUCGAACCGCCUUCCACCUCGGAUUGCAUCGCUGUCCUGGCCGAUUCUCUGUUUUCAGCAGCGAAGAGGUGGGCAUUCGAAGGCGGCUCUUCUGGUCCAUCUACUGCCUUGAGCGAUACCUUUCACAGGCACUAGGAAUCCCACUGGGGAUCCGCGACGAUGAUAUCGAUGUAUGCUAUCCGGGUGAUGAACGACACGUUGCAACUGGUCCAGCAUCCACGUCACCAGACGACAAUCGGCUGCGUCUUCUGUCUCAUCUUGCGAAAUUUGCCAGAAUCCGGGGACUAAUUCUAGAAUUGCGCAACAAGUCUAUUCUCCAUAGUCAUGCCGGUACUGUCGAAGCAUCACAUGUCAACGGCGAGCUGUCCCAGUGGUGGAACGAAGUCUAUGAUGAUGUGAAUAUCAUCGAGGAAGAGCAUACUGAGCCAGGACAGAAUCCGAAUUUGAGUCCUUACCAUCGCUUAUUGCUCAUGGUUUUGAGACACGAGGCUAUCAUCUCGAUGAAUCGACCUCUUCUCGCCGCCGAGAAACCCAGUUCAGAAUAUAAAAACGCUUUGCAGACCUGCAUUGCUUCUUCGCGGACACUACUAGCAGCUCUGAAGAAAUAUAUGUCUUCUUCCUCCGAUGCUCCCUUGACCUGGCCGUCCUUUACAUGGACGACUUGGAUGGCGUGUUUGGUAUUGAUGUAUGCUUCGUGGGAGGGCGAGCUUGCUACGACCACGGCAUUGAAAUAUGCCAGGAUGGGCGUCAGUAUCCUGGAAAAUCUGGCCCUGCGCGGGAGUAGCUGGCCCGAGACUUGCAUUGAAGCAAUCAAAGGCAUGGAGUCGGCCUUGACCAAUACAAAUCCGUCCGGACUGGAUGCUACGGGUCUUGCCUCUCACCACACCCAGACUGGUCCCAACAAUCAAUUCCUGAAGACCCCAAAUAUACACUCUACAGACGACGGAUAUCGGUCCAACCCUCGGUCUUUGCAACGUGAUCGAGGUCCUACAAGUAGGCAGCAAGGCGACCCUUCCACCGCGGGGAAGCAGCAUUCAAGUUUGGAUCCAUCAUUCGGUUCCUCUGCAGCCCAGGCCGUCGAUACCGGUGACCCUUCGAUUCUUUCUUCAUAUGAUACACAAGGGCAAGCCAAUCUCUCAGCGGACGAUGUUUUUACGGCCGGGCAAUCCUCUGCGGGACUGAUUUUUGGCAAUGCAGCCAAUGCAGAUGCCCCAUUUUAUCCUGGCAUUACAGGACAUGAUUCUUUACCCUUCUCGGAUCCAUCGUCCCUGUUCAUGAGUGAUAUAUGGAAUGUGGCUGAUGGACCAUGGAUGAUCCAUGGCAAUCUACUGUAG
Penicillium manginii is the source of this 2094-nucleotide messenger RNA. RefSeq names its product CeGAL family transcription factor. The coding region runs from base 1 to 2094 and encodes 697 amino acids. Gene Ontology annotation, molecular function: DNA binding; zinc ion binding. Lineage: Eukaryota; Fungi; Ascomycota; Eurotiomycetes; Eurotiales; Aspergillaceae. Gene Ontology annotation, biological process: DNA-templated transcription. The record is from RefSeq and is a predicted model, not a curated record. The transcript has a single exon.